Messenger RNA from Carassius gibelio (silver crucian carp), 2004 nucleotides. Its product is annotated as zinc finger protein 501-like. The record is from RefSeq and is a predicted model, not a curated record. Bases 324 to 1385 code for a protein of 353 amino acids. The transcript has 2 exons. Gene Ontology annotation, biological process: regulation of cytokine production; negative regulation of transcription by RNA polymerase II; regulation of immune system process. Lineage: Eukaryota; Metazoa; Chordata; Actinopteri; Cypriniformes; Cyprinidae.
UUUCCAAUGGUUUGCGCAUCUCCACUCGCCGCUUCACUCCAGUCCAGCGGGGGGCGCUAAAACACCAACGCUUCUUCACCAAACAACAUUAAACCACAGAAGAAGAAGAUGAGUUUCUCAGCGGUCUCUCCCUGUAGUUUUGUCUUGAUGCUGUUUUAAUAAAAACUGUUAGAAAUGCAGCUGCUGUAAAUAAAAAAAUACAGUUUUUGAAUCAGGUCAAUAAAAACUUGUAAUAUUCUCUUUCCCAUAGUCGUGACUACGUUUUGUAAUAAGCAGGAAUAUCUGAAGGAGUAUCAUCUGAACUGAGAUCUGCUGCUGUGAAGAUGGAGUUUAUUAAAGACAUCAGUGAACUACAAACCUGCAGAAUAAAACAAGAGGAACCAGAAACAUUGAGAAUAACACACAAGGAACCAGAACCCUUGAUAAUAAAACAGGAGGAAACACAAACCUGGAGAAUAAAAGAGGAGGAACAGGGAGAGUUGACUGAAAAAAACGAGGAGAGCGAAGAAUUGAGUGAAGUUGAGGAGAAAAAUCAUGCUGAAACUGGAGAAAAACCAUUGAGUUCCUCUCAAACCAAACAGAGAGAUUUAAAGAAAACAAGAGCCAUGAAAUCUUUCACCUGCACUCAGUGUGGAAAGAGAUUGACAAGCAAAUAUAAAUGUGCUGUUCACAUGAGAGUUCACACCGGAGAGAAACCAUACAAGUGUUCACACUGUGACAGGAGAUUCAGUCGUUUAGGACACCUGAAAACACACGAGAGGAUCCACACCGGAGAGAAACCUUACACAUGUGAUCAGUGCGGGAAGAGUUUCAAACAAAAAGAGCACCUUAAAGGGCACAUGAGGAUUCACACCGGAGAGAAACCAUACACAUGUGAUCACUGCGGGAAGAGCUUUGGACACGCUGCUAAUCUUAAGGAUCACAUGAACAUCCACACGAGAGAGAAGCUGUACUCAUGUGAUCAAUGUGACAAAACAUUUCUGAGGGCAUCACACGUAAAGAAUCACCUGAGAGUUCAUUCAAAGGAGAAACCACAUUCGUGUCAUUUGUGUGGGAAGAGUUAUUCACGUCUACAUUAUUUUAAAGUACAUCAGAAGACACACGCUGCUGUGAGAGAAGAGUACAUGUGCUUCGACUGUGAGAAGACUUUUACUUCAGCUGAACAUCUGAAACGACACCAGAGGAUCCACGCUGGAGAGAAACCGUACACGUGUUCACACUGUGACAAGAGAUUCACUCGGUCAGGGACUCUGAAGACUCAUGAGAGGAUCCACACCGGAGAGAAACCGUAUCACUGCACUGCAUGUGGGAAGUUUUUCAAUCGUUCAUCUGCUCUACACAGACAUACAAAGAGCAAUCACCACCAAAUAUUUUCAUACUCUUGAAGAUUUCUUUAGGUCUUGUCUCAGACCCAAUCUCUCUGGUCUCAGCCUUGACUCAGACUCAAAAGAGCUGGUCUCGACUACAACACUGCUGCGUCCUCACCAAAUGAGACACAAUAAUGCAUCAAUCAGUAAAACAUCAUCUGGAUAAGUCUGUCCUAACCAGACAUUACAAGAGACAUGACAAAAAAACAUUAUCUGAAGUUUCACAGUGAAGAAAGUUCAUCUUCAUCUUCGAAUCCAGCAGAUUCUACUGAGAGAUUCAGAUUAACUCAAAGAUGCCGUUCCUCCACAGAGAACAAUGUCAGAAAGGUUUAUUCCUGUGUAUUAUUUUGCUUCAUUAAAUACAUAUCAUUGUGUUUUCAUAUGAGUUUCAAAUUAUGUUCAAUUGUAUUAUAAUGCGUCACUUGUAGUUUGCUUAUUCUUACAUGAAGGAAUAUAAAAGAUUCUUACCAACUGUUCUUGUUUAGAAACAGAUAAAGAGGCUGCAACACUUUUAAAAAAGACAUAUUUUUUUAUUUUAUUUUUUAUAAUGAGUAGUAAAUCUUCCACUUAUGUGUUUAGAAAAUGCAGAUUCAGAAUAAACUGUCAUGUAGCAUUGAAACUGAUCUUUCUGUGCUUC